This is a messenger RNA of Macadamia integrifolia, 2808 nucleotides long. Its product is annotated as cingulin. The transcript has 2 exons. The coding region runs from base 231 to 2621 and encodes 796 amino acids. The record is from RefSeq and is a predicted model, not a curated record. Gene Ontology annotation, biological process: reciprocal meiotic recombination. Lineage: Eukaryota; Viridiplantae; Streptophyta; Magnoliopsida; Proteales; Proteaceae.
GAGUGAAAUAGCUCACCUUCCGUAAUACGCAGCCUCCCAUUGUUUUCCCUCCAAUGCUUUUCUCGACCUUCAAGUCAUCUCUGACUCUCUCUUUCUCUAUCCCUCUCUCUCUCUCUCUGGAACUGAAACUGAGUCAGAUGGUUUAAGUUUCUGAGAUCAAUCGAGAUAUGGUUAUCUGGGUGAAUCUUCGAUGAGCAUUAAGGUGUAGGAAUGUGCUCGAGAGUCCAUCCAUGGCGUUCUCGUCUGCUUUUCAAUCCCAUGUUCCAACUAGCUAUCCAUUUCGCCGCACUACGUUAUGCUCUCUGAGGCUCACCAGAAAGGGGCAUUCUCUGCAGAUGAUUAGAUCACUCUUGGAUAAAAGGAAGUUGAACAUUGGAAGUACUGACAAUGGAGCAACAGCGAACAUUGGUAGUGUUGACGUUGGAGCAACAACAAACAUUGGCAGUGCUGAGAUUGGAGCAACAGAACCUGCAGGGGUCCUUUUGGAGGGAUUGUUUGCAAAGACACAGAAGCUGGAAGAACAGAAGAUUGGAGAUUCUAAUAUUUUUAAGGACUUCCAAUUGGGAUUUAACCUUGAAACCCUGGAAUCUGACCUUCAAGUGGCCUUGGCAGCCAUGACAAAGAAAGAAGAAGACCUCCAAGAUGCAGAGAAGACGGUGCUGAUGGAGCAUGCCAAAUUAAAUCAGGCAAAGCAAGAGUUGGAACGACGUGAGGAAGAAAUCGCUGCUGCAAGUUCUAAGAAGGAAAAGCUGGAGGAAUACCUGAAGCAAGCUAAUCAGGAACUAAUUUCUCAAUCAAGGCAGAUUGAAGAUCUAAAGCUUCUCCUCAAGGAAAAGGACCUGGAGAUUGUCACUACAAAAUCCGCACUGAUUUUGAAAGAAGAAGAGAUGGAUAAAAUAAGAAAUGAAUUGGUCAAGAGAAGUGAAGAGGCUGAAAGGUUCAAUUCUGACCUUGAGUCCAGAGAUCAACUCUUGAAUGAAGCUAAUGGAAUCAUUCAGAAACAACAGGCCGAGGUUCAACAUCUCCAAGAGUCUGUCAAAGAGAAGGAGGAAGAGUUAGAAGUAUCAAUGACGCUGAGGAAAGUAGAGGAAGAGAAACUAAAGCUAGCAGAAGCCAACUUAGAGAAGCGGACUAUGGGGUGGUUAUCCGCACAGGAAGAACUGAAGGAACUGGCAGAAGCAUCCAAACAUGUCGGAGAAACAAAUGAAACCUUAGAUGAUUUCAAAAGAGUGAAAAAGAUUCUUGCUGAUGUGAGGUCCAAACUAGUUUCUUCUCAGGAGUCUUUGGCUUGUUCUAGAAAGAAAAUGAAAAACCAAGAACAAGAACUUGAGAAGCAAGUGGCGGAACUUGAGGAACAAAAGCUUCUCGUGAUGUCUUACAUGAAGAAUUUACAGGAUGCCCAAAUGGAAGUAGAGAGUGAAAGGGAAAAGCUUAGAGUUGCAGAGGCAAGAAACAGAGAACUUGAAUGGGACUUGUCCAUUGAGGGGGAGUUAAUGGAGCAGCUACAGGAAAAGUUGAAUAAAGAGAGAUCUUCUGUGGAACAGGCAGCCCUAGAGAUAUCCUUGCUUAAGGAGAAGCUAGAUAAGAAAACUUUUGAAUUUGAAGAAGCACAGAAUCUUCUUCAGAGUAAAGAAUCCACACUGGUGGAAGCCAAACUCCAAAUCCAGCAUCUGAAAUCUCAGCAGGCUUCCCUUCAACUUAUCUUGGAAGAGAAGGAUUUAGAUCUCUUUAAUGCGCAGAAGAAAUUGGAGGAAGCAAACCAAGAAGUUGCUGAUCUUAAGAUGCUCAUGAGCGGCAAAGAACAACGGCUUAUCCAAGCAGCUAAUAUGUUACAAGAGAGAGAAGAGCAUGCCCAGACAAUGCAACAUGAACUGGAUGAUACGAAGCUAAAGUUUUCAGAAGCUGCUGUAGUGGUGGAACGGAUUGUAGAACUCACAAACAAGCUGGUUAUUUCUGCGAAGGAUGAAGAAGAUUCUAAUUCUGGAUUGCUCAGUGAGGAAGAUGUGUCAUACGAAAUGAACCAUAUCCUUUUGCACCCACACCAAUUUUCAGAGAAUCCCAUUGAUGAUUCUAGGAAGCAAACAAAACAUCUGGAACUUGAGAUUGAUCUGACCAGGGAAGAUUUGAGAAUGAAGGAGAUGGAACUUCUAGCUGCACAGAGGUCUCUGGCCAUCAAAGAUGAGGAUCUCAAAGUGGCUGUUGACAGGCUGGAUGAAAGAGAGAGGGAACUGAAGAGGAUGCAGGAACAGAUUGAAGAUGCUGAUGGCCUAAGGAAACUAUAUGCACUUGCCGAGGAGAGAAUUGGAGAUAAGAGUGUAGGGGACUUGGCAAUUGAGAAACUCCAACUUGAGGCUGCUCAACUGGAAGUUGAAGCUGCGAGUAGUGCACUCCAAAAACUCGCUGACAUGAGCAGGGAGCUAUUGAAGACUGCCAGCUUGAGCACUAGCAUUGACACUAAUACUGUUAUAUUCCCACAAUCUGAUUCUGACCCCAGUUUGAAUAGAGAGCUUUUGAACAACGAAUGUUUCGGAGAGGUUGUGACAGAAGUUGCUCGACUUUCAGCUUUAUCGGAGCAACUCAUAAAGGAGGCUGGUAUUGUUGGUGUUGCAGGGUAUAGCUAGGUAAUGGAGAAAGCAAGCUGUUUUGAUCUUUAGUGUAAAUAGAUGACUGUUAUACAAGCCAUACUGUAGGAGGGAUUCUUUUGUUUUCUACCAAGUCAGCAAUUUCAGCAUAAAACCUUCAUAUGUAACCCACGUCUUUAUCAUUGUAACAUGAGUGAAAUCUUGAGCUACCUGUUAGCUUUUAUUA